CGACAGACUCAGCAAAAAGGUAGCAGCCCCCGGCGAGGAUCGAACUCGCGACCUUUCCCUUACGAAGGGAACGCACUACCACUAUGCUACGGAGGCAUUUUGGUAAUGAAAAGACUUAAUAUUUAAACAGCAUGAUUACUGUAAAACCCUACUUCACCACCCCGUAAGAGUUAGCGAAGAAAGAGAGAGAUGUGUGGAAUAGCUCUGAUUGCCUCCGGGAUACGUCUCCAUUGUUCGUCCUUGUUUUCCGACUUUAUCAUUUCAUCUGAUGAGGCUGAUCAAUUACUAUUCACCAUUGAUGAUAUCAAAACUGCACUGAAGAGAAGAGGUCCUGAUAGCUUGGGAAGCAAAGAGUUUUCAUUUCAUCUGAAGGAUUUUACUUCUCUUGAGGGAGAGGAUCGCCUGGCUCUUGUACAGUCAGGAGAGUCAGAUAAUAAGUUGGACAAUGGUUUUGAUAGGCCUAAAGCUAUUGCAGAAUUUUGCUUUGUUGGUGCCACUUUGCAACUUAGAGGUGUAAACCCUGUUACUCAGCCACUCACCGAUGCAGACGAGAAUAUCCUUGUUUACAAUGGUGAAAUAUUUGGAGGGAUAUAUGUUGGAGAUGCUGAAAAUGAUACAGAAAUUCUUAUGCAAUCCCUUGCAAAGUGCUGUUCUUGUACAAGUGAGGAACAUACAAAAUUAUGUCUCGAUACUAAGAAGGGAAAGUGUUCUGUUCCUGAGUGUCUUUCAACCAUCAAGGGGCCUUGGGCUAUUAUCUAUUGGCAGGCUGGUUCAAGAAUCCUCUGGUUUGGUAGAGAUGCAUUUGGGAGGCGAAGCCUUCUUGUCAAAUGGCCAACUUCCCAGGACAUGCGAUUUAUUUUGUCUUCUGUAUCCCCUGCUAGCCAUAAUGAUUUCACAGAAAGUGGACUAGGAGAAUUAACUUUAUGGGAAGAGCUUCCUUGUGGGAUAUACAGUGCACAUAUCAGUGCUCCAAAUGAUGGUGAAUUUGUGGACGGGGAAGUUAUAAAACAUGAAUGGCCGAAUCCCCUGUUAAAUGAUCUGCUCAAAUGGGAUAGAAAGUGUGUUCAACCUAGUCCUGAUGAGCUGUCUGCUAGCAGAAUCAGGAAACAAUGCAUGCUUUCAGCCCAUUCGACCACAAUUGCCUCUGAUGAAGGGUGUAUACAAGCAUCGGUUGUAAUGCCUGCAGAGACAGUUCUGUUGGCUCUAAAAGCAGCAGUGAUGCGACGCAGUGCAAUAAACGUUAUCUCUAAGGGAAAAUGUGAUAUAAAUGGGAGAAAUGCUCCAGUGGCUGUGCUCUUUUCUGGUGGAUUGGAUUCAAUGAUACUAGCUGCAUUACUGGAUCAGUGCAUAGAAAAGAAAUAUGAUAUUGAUCUUCUUAAUGUGAGUUUUGAUAAUGAGUCUGCUCCGGAUAGAAUUUCUGCUCGAGCUGGAUUAAAGGAACUUAGGAAAAUCUCGCCUUUGAGAAGGUGGAAGCUUGUGGAGAUUGAUGGAAAGUUAUCAACACUCAGUCUGGAGUCAAAGCAUGUCAUGUCUCUUAUAAAUCCUUCAAAAACCUACAUGGAUCUGAACAUUGGCUUAGCCUUAUGGUUGGCAGCUGGUGGAAAUGGUUGGCUAUGUGAAGGAGGAUCAAGCAUCGAUGCUGCUGCUUGUAUUGAUGAGGAUGAUAGGAAUUGUGGCCGAAUCAGCUACAAGUCCCAGGCUAGGGUUCUCCUAGUUGGAGCUGGUGCAGAUGAACAAUGUGCUGGCUAUGGGAGGCACAGGACAAAAUAUAGAACUGGGAGUUGGGUUGGGCUCCAUGAGGAAAUGAAGCUAGAUGUGCAGAGGAUUUGGAAGAGAAAUCUAGGGAGAGAUGAUCGAUGUAUAGCUGAUAAUGGAAAGGAGGCAAGAUUUCCGUUUCUGGAUGAGGAGGUUAUAAGUACUCUGCUCAAUAUUCCUCUAUGGGAGAUUGCAGACCUUGAUCUACCUAGUGGAAGGGGAGAUAAGAAGAUUUUGAGACAUGUUGCAGAAUUGCUUGGUAUACAUGAAGCAGCUGUAUUGCCUAAAAGAGCAAUUCAGUUUGGGUCAAGAAUUGCUAGGGAGUCGAACGUCAAGAAUUUUGGAAGCAAUCGUGCAGCCAAUCAAGCAUCUGCUGGAAGUGUGGAGAUUCCGAUUCCCAAAUGAGUUGAUCACCACUAGUCUCCUACUUCCAACUUGGGGCUAAUUUUCAAGAAAAAUGAAACCUCAAUCAAGAUUCUUUUAUUUAUGUCAUGCAUAGUUUUUUGUCAUGACUCAUGAGCUUAUAUGCUAAAAAGACAUAAUUGGUCAUGUUGUUGAAAGAGGCGUCUUGAAGUUUGUUUUAUUUAUUUGAACUAUUAGAAACUUUUUAGCCAGAUUCAAAUACAGUUAUUCCC
Molecule: messenger RNA, 2390 nt
Organism: Impatiens glandulifera
Lineage: Eukaryota; Viridiplantae; Streptophyta; Magnoliopsida; Ericales; Balsaminaceae
Product: asparagine synthetase domain-containing protein 1
Exons: 14
Coding region: 190-2160 (656 amino acids)
Molecular function (GO): asparagine synthase (glutamine-hydrolyzing) activity
Source: RefSeq, a predicted model, not a curated record